Messenger RNA from Paramacrobiotus metropolitanus, 2857 nucleotides. Its product is annotated as inner nuclear membrane protein Man1-like. Gene Ontology annotation, cellular component: nuclear inner membrane. The record is from RefSeq and is a predicted model, not a curated record. NCBI's taxonomy places the organism in Eukaryota, Metazoa, Tardigrada, Eutardigrada, Parachela, Macrobiotidae. Gene Ontology annotation, biological process: nuclear envelope organization; negative regulation of BMP signaling pathway. Gene Ontology annotation, molecular function: chromatin DNA binding.
CAAAUGCGCUGGAAGCUGGAACGCACGCAUGCGCGAUGUCUCUUUGUGACGUAGAGCAUGAUCCGUAUGCUGCAGUUUGUAUGCGUUUUAACUUUCAAGUUUAAAACGCAUUUUGUGAUUUUAUUACGCAGUCACUGAUGGUACAUUGGAACACAUUAUUUUUUUGCAGUGCGGCUUGAAUCCUUAGGUACUAAUGUUGUCUUAUGAAUACUGACUUUUACUUUUUUUUGUAGUAAUUCAAAGACCGCUGAUUUUAGUGCGUAUUGUGUAGAAGGACUAACAAAAGUGUAAAAAUGGCAACGGCGCAGCUUGCAGCUGGCAUGUCUGACGAGGAACUUCGCGAUCAGCUGAAGCAAUUUGGCCAAGAUGUGCCCCCGAUUACGGACGGUACGCGAUCAACACUGAAAAAACGUCUGGCAAAAUUGAUGGGAGCUUCUGGCUCUGCGGGAAAGCGCGGCAGUCCGCUCCGGUCUAGCAGUCCGUUGCGCAGUCGCCAGACUGUCGGGUCUUCCACUAUCGCAGGCCCCGCAGUCGCUCGCACACCGCUAUCAUCCCCCAGUGCUCCAGCUGCCCGCCCUUUGCAUCAUUCAUCUUCUCCAAAGAAAGCAGGACGGUCCGGCGCGGCAUUCAGUUCUGACGAAGAAGAUGAUGUAGUGGUUGAGCGGGUCGUGCGCCCACAGACAAGCACUUCGGGUGGAACUUCGGUUCGUGGUAGUCUAAACGGACAGAGCUGGAGUAAUUCCAUCUCAGCCACUGACUCGUCGGGUGGUUCCACAUCGCCCAGCCGUUUCUCAUCCGGGUUUGGGCGUUGGUUUACGAUGCCGGGAAAAGGUCCAAAGACGAGCACACCAACGGAUAAGCGUAGCAUUCACAACCUGGAGGAUUCUUUUGGGGCUGUUACGCCGAUUCGGGAUGAUGGAGUGCGAAUGCGUCGUCCACUGGGGCGUCUUCCCCUGGAGGCCUUCGAGAGGGCAGAAGGGUCCAUCUCCGGAUCCCGUGACAGUCUCGACCACCGACGCGAUCCCAUUCAUUUGACGCCGAUGGCCAGCAAGGAGCAACGCUUUACGCACCACAGUCCACCUCGUCCGCGACCGUUGCAGUUUGUCGGACGCAGCCGAUUGGAAGACAACGUGUGGAUGUCACGGUCAAUUUCGCUGGUUAUUAUUCUCUUGACCCUCGCUUUCUUCGUCGUUGUUGCGGUGCUGUAUGCUCGGAUGAAAUGGGGCUCUACUGAUCUCGACAGUCGCAUUGUGCGCUAUCAGUUGGAAGGACGAUCCGAAGCGGAUACUUUGUAUCAAAAGAGUGAUUACGACGCUGGCUUGAUUCCGGCACGCAUCGAUGGAAAACUUUAUAAUGGGCAAGAAAUACUGGCGGCUUUGAACAUUGCGUCUGCGUUACAGAAAGAGCUUGCCCAGAUUAAAGGAGAUGCAGUUUGCAAUGACAAUGAAAAAAUGGGAAUGGGAUCUCAGGAAGCAAAAGCUUUUAGUUUGAACCAUGUUCCAAACGUCCAGGCUGUCGAUUUUGGAAACGCCAUUGAUUUAAUCGUUGCUAAUCCACACUGGGGAAUAAAGGCAAUGGAUACUACUGGCAAUCCCGCGUUAGCUGUUCCUGAUGUCAAGUAUCUCGAAAGCGAAUACGCUGCUAAGGAUUUUUUUUGCCGCUUGAAGGAGGCUGUAGCAAGCGUGCUGUUCAGAGUCUUCUUGCUGGCCCUGGGUAUCGGCUUGGUUGUUGCACUUGGGAUACUGGCCAGAAACUAUUGGCAGCGGCGAGUUCGACAUCAGGAGUUCGUUUUCGAUAUGGUGAACAAAAUAGUCUGCCUGGUUCAGAAGAAUUAUGAGCAGUCUUUGAAGGACCCCCGUUCUAAACCCUACAUUGCCAUUUCUCAUAUUCGAGAGAUUCUGGUCCCACACGGCAGAGAUCGGGCUAAGCUCCUUACGGUUUUCGAUGAAGCGGUGAAGUAUAUCCACAACAACGAAUCGCGCCUUAAACAGGAAGUGCAGGCCAUUAAUGGGGAGGAAUUCGAUGUAUGGACUUGGCUGCAUGAUCAGAUGCCAAUCCCUCAACCCGAUUCAACUGAGCCUGAUGCUCCUAACAGCCGGACAAAUUCAGAUUCUGCGGGACUGAAUUUGUCCAACGUGAAGGCUCGUAUUUGGAGUGGCGGAGCAACUUUGAGUGUGCGUCAGCCGUUACCAGAGCAGCUGUUGGGUGCGACUUCAUGUUUGAAAGUUCGGGGAAUGUUUAACGGGAAAACGGAAAAUCAGGCUGACCGCUCGUGGGUACAUGAUAUUGAGGAUGCCGUGCUUGAGAAAUGCCAUGGUGUUGCCCGAGUGCUGGAUGUCCGCGUGGAACCGGCAUCGGAAGAGGGUGUUGUCUACGUAAAAUUAGGCAGCAACGAAGACGCCCGAAGCGCUUACAUGGCUUUGCAGCACCAGUAUUUUGAUGGAAAUCUGGUUUCCGUUAAAUUUCUCAAACUGGAGCGCUAUCAUCAGCGUUUUCCGGAUGCCAUUCAUAAACAUUCGCCCUUGCAAGUGCGCACGAAAUAGCAAGCAUAAAAUUUCCGGAUCGGAUUAAAGCUUUUCCGGAUUAACGCCCUUAGCCAUCAGUUUGCCGUAUGAUUGCAUAGGUUUUGUAGUUUUUAGGCUUUUUUGCUAUGUUGGGUUUACUGCGUCUCCAGUAUUUAUCCCGAAUUUUCUGUUCAUGGUCGACGUUUUUUUUCCUGUGUAAUUAUGCAUUUUAAACAGUUGUAAAGCGUGAACCGAUUUUUCAUGUUUAUGCUCUCGAAAAGCUUGUUAAGUGUUCAAAAUCUUAUGAUAAACAUGUGUCACAUUAAAGCAGUAACAACCAACAAUAGAAGAAA